Molecule: messenger RNA, 5658 nt
Organism: Parascedosporium putredinis
Lineage: Eukaryota; Fungi; Ascomycota; Sordariomycetes; Microascales; Microascaceae
Source: the annotation of a GenBank genome assembly
AUGGCGACUGUGACCACCUCGACGAGCGCGCAGCCGACCGACGGCGUCCAAGGGCGGAAUCUCAUACUCAACCCCUACGAUGCUGCUGUAAAUCAGAAUGGGAGCUUCGAAUCCGAUCGCGUCAUCAAGGCGGGCAAGGUUCAGAAGCGCACACAAAAGACGAGGAGCUGGAAGACGGUCUACCUCGUACUGCGGCCCAACACUCUGUCCAUCUACAAGAACGCCAACGAAGAGAAGCUGAGGCACAAGAUCUACCUCGCCGACCUGUCCACCGUGGCCCCGCUCAAAGACCCCAAGAACAAGAGAAACCACGUCUUUGGCCUCUUCUCCCCUUCCAAGAACUUCCACUUCGAAGCUGCCUCCGCCGAGGAUGCGCAGGAGUGGCUCGACUUGAUCCGCAAGGAGGCUAGGAUAGACGAGGCCGACGAGGAGUUUUACCUCGCCAGCCCUUUUGGAAGCCGACAGUCUUCCACCAGCGCUGCCAUACCUCAAGCCAUCAAGGGCGCCGCCGCGCAACCCCAGCUUGGAGGCGAAUGGCUGCUCUCCACCUCUCCCGAGUACCUUGCCAGUCCUGGCUCGCUCUCCGUCCCGCAAGAUCCCCGCCAUAUAUCGCAUAUGCUAGACUCGUCGGGGCUGUCAGGCAACGAACUUGCCUCGCAUUCUGACUUUUCCGACACCGAGACGAGGCACGUUCACGGCGUCUCGAUCGAAAGCUUGGCCCUCCGCCCUCCCCAACCUCUCGCCGAGGGCGACUCUACGACGCGGCCGGAGCUAGGCCAGAGGAAUAGCAGCCAGGCGAGCGGCCUGAACCUCGACCAGGACCUCGACCGCGUCGUGUGGCAGGGCAAGCUUCAGUUCCUCCGGAGCAAGGGUGGGGUGAGGCAGUGGAAGAAGACGUGGGCCGUGGUCCGCCCCAGGAACAUGAUUCUCUACCGCGACGAAUCCGAAUAUUCGGCCAAAUUCAUCCUCCCCAUAGCGUCCAUCCUCAACGUCGUCGAGAUUGAUCCUAUCAGCAAGACCAAAUCCCACUGCUUGCAAAUCAUCACCGAGGAGAAGAGCUACCGCUUCUGCGCCACGGGCGAAGAGGAGCUUGUGCGCUGCCUCGGCGCCUUCAAAAGCCUCUUGACCAAGAGGCGAGAGCUCCAGCAACGCCUCGCCGCCGCGCAGGCUCCCUCGAGCCCCCGCCCUGGCGGCAAGACUCCGAGACGGAAUCGGCCCCGUCCCCUGUGGAGCCCACCCCUCCUGCGCCGGCUGCGCCCGUGGAGCAAGCUCGACUUUGCGAUCCUCAUUGGCUCCCUUUGCCUCGCGACCGACACGAAAACGUCACCACCGCAAUUACAACCACGAAGAGACGAGACGUCAUACGGAAGCCCUCCCCAGGAAAACGAAUCCGAGUACCAAGGGGGAAGACCGCCAAAGGCCAGCGCCGCGGCGCCGUCUUCCAAGAAGAAGGAAAAGGCCGUGACGAUCGAGGCGCCCGGCGAUGGCGAGGCCAGUGGCGCAAGGACCAGAUCGGGGGCCGCCGCUGCCGCGAAGCCCGUGACAGCGGCCGAUGGCCAGCAGGAUAAUCCGUGGACGCCCGUGGCGCGGAAGCAUUGGCUCAAGUCGAGCGGGCGGGCGACGCGGGUCAAGGUCAAGGCGGACGUGGUCAAGACGGAGUUGUACGACGUGCUCGAGGCGAGCGGGUUCCGGUACGGGUCCGUCCUGGCGCUGGAGAAUGUGCAGGCGCUGGAAGGGUACCUGUGGCCUGGGUUCGGGGAGGAGUCGUCGAAUUAUCAUGUGCUGCUCAUGGUGUUGCUGAUCAAUGCGAAGAAGAGGGAGCAGUUGGAGACGUGGGGCAUCUUUGAAGAUAGGCCCGACGACUUCUCUGCUUUUUUCCGAAGGGUGCUAUCCAUGCUCCUCGAUCAGUCGCUCGCCCCCAACGUCCGGACGCACCUCUUGUCCUUCAUGAUCAACUCGUUCCAGAACCUCGACAGUAUUAUUGUGAGGAAGGAGUGCGUGCCCCUCGUUACCAUCUCCAUCUGGCACAACCUCUCCACCGAGGAGCUGCGCGACGCGAAGCUGGCCCAGUACAGCCCCCUGAAGAAGGCGUGGAGGGCUUCGCUGAAGCGGUACGAUGCCGCGGACGAUGCGACAAAGGCUCGUCUCCGAUUCGAUCGGUCGUGGCUGUUUACGCUGAUUCUAGACUACCUACGUCUACUUUACUCGGAGUCCGGUUCCGAAGAUGUCAUCGCGUACUGUGAGCGGUUUACCGAGUUCCUUGCCGACCUUCAAAGCCAGCUCCCGACACGGCGCUACGUCAACACUCUCAUCCAAGACCUUCACCUCAUGUCUGCAGUGCGACUCUCUCCCGUGUACAGCGACGAGGAAAAUUCUCUCCUGCGCGAUCUCUUCUCCCUCCUCAGCCACUACACCUUCUUCCCCAUCGACGACCACACCUUUGCCCCGUACAACCAGACCGAGGCCUACGAGAGGCACUGCGCUUCCUCCGGAACCUGCAGCGGCCAGCGCGAAGACUUUGCCCCGCUUCUCGAGCCCCUCACCGACGACGAACUCGUCGAGUUUGUCAAGCUCCUGCAGCUCAGGGUCGAGUACCCGGGCCCCCAAAUCUUCCCCGUGGAUCGUGCCUUCUUGACCGAAGUUCUGCUCUACGCGUACGAGCGGCGCAAGUCGUUCCGCGAGGUAGCCAAGGACAUGAGCGUCCUGCCGACGGAGCAGGCCCUCUUUGACAGCAGCCAGCUGCGGUCCGACAACUACGACGGCUCGCGGCCCCUCGCGCUUCCCAAGAUGAGGUUGCAGUACCUGUCCUCGUUCCACGGCGUUCGCGAGAGCGUCUUGGCUGCGCUGAGGCGGCUGAAGCCCGAGGUGGGCAAAACCACCGGUGGAGUGUGGUUUGGGGGUCAGUCGAGGAUGGCUCUCCCUAUCUCGAAACCAACGAUCCUCGAGGUCGCACCGCCCAAGAUUGGAGAGGCCGACCCCUCUAUCGUCAAGGCCGAGAUCACGCUCGAGUUCCGCCGUCUUGCCGGCCACCUGAGACGAGACUGGGACGCGCUGCGCCCCGAUGACGUUAUCUUCCUUUUGCACGUUGCCCCGCCUAGCGACAAGGCCCUCAGCAACGGCAGUUCGGGAGAGGCUACCGAGGCUGAAAAGCACGGCAUCGUGUCCAUUCGAGCCGCCGAGGACCUUUCCCGGGACGCGGCGAGGGCGGCGGCCGGCAAGCCCGACGUGUACGAGGGCAUGAACAUCGUUCUCCGCCGUCACAGCAGGGAGAACAACUUCAAGUCGGUGCUCGAGUCCAUCCGGCAGCUGACGCUCUCCGAGGUACCCCUUCCCUCGUGGCUCCACGAGGUGUUCCUUGGCUAUGGCGACCCGGCUCUUGCAACAUACCGCCACUUGGCGAACCGUGCCAAGUCGGUAGACUACCGGGACACCUUCCUCGACUGGCAGCACUUGAUUGAGAGUCUGCCCGGCAAGAUUAUCGAGCCCGGUGACGAUGCGUCGGGCAGCUUUCCGCCGCCUUAUGUUCUGGAGACGGUAGACCGGCCGCCGGAGCCCGUGGAGAAGCCCUCUAAGAAGCGCAGACGAGGCGCAGAGCCCGAGCUCAUCUCGGAUGUGGAGACGAUCAAGGUGUCGACGUACAAGCCGCCCAACAACGGGCCGUACCCUACGGAUGUGCCAAGGCUAAACGCGGUGCGAUUCACGCCGGCGCAGACGGAGGCCAUUAUGUCUGGAACCCAGCCGGGGCUCACCAUUAUUGUGGGCCCGCCCGGGACGGGUAAGACGGAUGUGGCGACGCAAAUCAUCAACAACAUUUACCACAAUUUCCCGGAGCAGAGGACGCUGCUUAUCGCGCACAGCAAUCAGGCGCUCAACCAGCUAUUCGCCAAGAUUGUGGCGCUCGACAUUGACGAGCGGCACCUGCUGCGGCUGGGCCACGGUGAGGAGGAGCUACGCACCGAAGGCAGCUUCAGCAAGCUAGGCAGGGUCGAGUCCAUCAUGGAGAACAGGGACCGGCUCCUCGUCGAGGUCAGCAAGCUCGCGGCCUCGAUGGGAGCGCCAGGCGCCCACGGCAACUCGGCGGAGACGGCGGGCUACUUCAACUCGGUCUAUGUUGCCCCGGCGUGGACGCGGUUCUCCGAGGUGCUCGACAAGGAGGACGCGUCGGCGCGGGACAUUGUCGAGGCGUUUCCGUUUGGCGACUUCUUCCUGGACGCGCCGCAGCCCCUGUUCCCCGAGGAGGCGGACCGCGAGACAGUGGCAGAGGUGGCGCGGGGUUGCUACAGGCACAUUAGCAAGGUGUUUGAGGAGCUGGAGGACGUGCGGCCGUUCGAGGUGCUGCGGCGCGACAAGGACAAGUCCAAUUACUUGCUCACGAGCAAGGCGCGGAUCGUGGCGAUGACGUCGACGCACGCGGCGAUGCGACGGGCGGAGAUUGCCAAGCUGGGAUUCCACUACGACAACGUGGUGAUGGAGGAGGCGGCGCAGAUCACGGAGAUUGAAAACUUUUUGCCACUGACGAUGCAAAAGGAGGCAAGCGGUGGUGGUGGUGGUGGUGCCGGCGCCGGGGAAGACGGCGGCGAUGAUAAGUCGUCGACGCGGCUCCAGCGCGUGGUGCUCUGCGGCGAUCACUUGCAGAACUCGCCGGUGAUUCAGAACAUGGCGUAUCGGCAGUACGCCAACAUGGAGCAGUCGCUCUUUUCGCGGCUUGUGCGGCUCGGGGCGCCGACGGUGUCGCUCGACAUGCAGGGCCGCGCGCGGCCGGGCAUCGCGGCGCUCUACCAGUGGCGGUACGCGAAGCUGGGCAACCUGCCGCACGUGUCGGAGGCCGAGGAGUUCCGGACGGCCAAUGCGGGGUUCCGGUACGACUACCAGUUUGUGGAGGUGGGCGACUACCACGGGCGCGGGGAGGCGGAGCCGACGCCGCACUUUUUGCAGAACCUGGGCGAGGCCGAGUACGCGGUGGCCAUGUACCAGUACAUGCGGCUGCUGGGGUACCCGGCGCGCAAGGUGACGAUCCUGGCGACGUACGCGGGCCAGAGGGCGCUCAUUAUGGACGUGCUGGCGCAUCGGUGCGCGAAGCACCCGGCGUUUGGGAUGCCGGGGGCGGUGGCGACGGUGGACAAGUAUCAGGGCGAGCAAAACGACUACAUUAUCCUUUCCCUGACCCGAACCCGCAAGGUGGGCUACCUCCGCGACGUGCGACGCAUGACCGUGGCACUCUCGCGUGCGCGGCUGGCAGCUCUUGGCGCGGCCCACGAAGCUGGCGCUCGUGACGGGGAGCUUUGGCCGUCGAAGCGGGUGCUCGCCGAGGAGGAAGCGGUGGCGCCGGGGGCGGGAGAAGGGGCCCAGACCGGAGCGGCCGCCGCGGGAGGAGAAGCCAUCAUGGAGGGCGUGGAGCACCUGGGCCAGUACGUGUUCGAGAUGACCAAGACGAAGAUGAAGGAGCUCAGCGGGGAGGGGAACGCGAUGGUGGUAGAGGGUAGGGAGGAGGAGAAGGAGCAGGAGGAAGUUGUUGAUAGAGUUGUGGAGGAGGAUGAGGAAGAGGCUGAUGGGGUGGCUGCGCCGGAGAAGGAGGAUGAGGAAGAGGAAAAGGAAGAGGAAGAUGGUGAGGAGGAGCAGGAUGGCGCGGGGGAGAAGGAGGACGAGGACGAGGAGUAG